GGUAGAGAAAUGCGCCCAAAGAAUUAGGGUUAAAGAAACUAUCAAUUAAAAUAUCUCUGUAAAGGUUUUUUAUAUGGUGACUUGCAGCCUAUGGAUUACCAGAGUUUAUUAGAAUAACGUAGAAGGUUUCUUCGAUAGAUUGUUUUUCCUUCUUUUGGUGUCGGUUGGAUUGUGAGUUGGAUACUUUACAUUUGCAUAAAAUUUUACGUGUUUUUGAACUGUUGAAUCUAACAAACUACCCAUAAAAUUGAAAACCAGUCAAAAUGGUGAGUAUACCAGACUGGACAAAGUUUCAACGUCUCAAUGAGACACAACGGGAGGGGUCGAACGUUGGAAAUCUCGAUAAAUACUACAAGCAACGGGAAGAGGAAACAAUUAGACAGGCGGAACACCAGGGACUGCUUAUAACUCCUUCACAAGAUUUCCUCAUCAGAAACUGUGGUAAGCUAUCCAAUGGAAAAUACAUCAAGGAUGUCUCUCAGUUGUUGUUUGUUCGAUUGGACGGUUACCAUCUGCGGAAAAUCGGGGAUUUGACAUUUUGUAUGAACAUAAGGAUUUUGGUUCUGAACAAUAACUUUUUAACAAAGAUAGAUGGAUUAGCAGCAUGCAGGCAUCUGAUUAAGCUAGACCUUCAUAGUAAUCAGAUAAGCCAACUUCCAGGCCUGGCAUUCUGGUCAGGAAUGCGAGCCCUGAAAUUCCUUCAUCUCCAUGACAACCCCCUUGGGAAGUAUGAAAGCCUGCAGAAUCUUGCCACCUGCCCGAACCUUAUGGCCCUGACGAUGUUUGAUACGCCCCUCAGUUUGAAGCGGAACUAUCGACAUCAUGUGGUCAAUAGUGUUUGGACUUUGAAGGCAUUGGACAACUAUGUGAUCUCAGAUGAGGAAAUUAUUGAGGAUGCUGUGUUUGGGGGUCCAUUUGGAGCUAAAAAUCCAAACUUCAGGGUCCAGUUGUAUCAUAACACCGGGGAGCGAUCAAGUUUUGCUGAUGAGCUUCACCUAAUGAAGGAGAUUGAGUGGCAUAUUAACCAAAUACAGGCACACUUCUCCCCGGUGUUGAUUGUGCAGAAGUUCAUGAGGGGACAUCUAUCUAGAAAAAAGUAUGGCUCUGUGCGUCAGCCCAAGGUCAAGUCAGCCCGGGGUACUGUCCCCCCACCCCCAAGUUCUUCUCCAGUACCUGAUUCUAUACAGAGGGAGGCAACAAUGAUCCACUUCACUGAUCGACUGCAGGCUUCCCCUUCACCCAGUGAGGAUACGUCAUAUCAGAGAAAAGAACAAACGGAGGGAUACCAGGAGCCUUUCACCACACCCUUGGACAUGGCCUAUGACCCAGGCACAGGACCACCAUCUGAGGCCAUGACACGGAAUGGCUCUCCUCGUAAACGUAAAAACCUCCUGAUCAACCUUGCUAAACUUGAAACUGGAACUUUUUCAAGCAUUUACGAUGCAGAGCAGAUUGCAAUUGAAACAGUUCUACCUCAGGACUCCAGUGAAAAACCUGAGUCUUCGGCAAAACGACGAUUACGAAAAAGGAAAGAGAAAACACCACAGAGAAAGAUUGUGAAAAGCGUAAGACAAUUUUUUGGGCCAAUGGUCGGUAGCACUCCGACUCCCGAUAUUGAAGACAGACAGGAAGACGAGGAAGAAACACCGGUGACGGAAUAUCGAUUACGAGGGUAUAAACCAAAUAUAAUACUUAUCGAUCCGACGACAGAGAUGAUUUUGUCAAAGCAGGAAGCGGGACGGUUCGUUCGGGAUGCUGAGUUUGAACAUCAUAAGAGAUUACAAGAUGCAGCUACUCCCAGAAUUAAACAGCCAAAAAAGAUUGUCAGUAACGAUCAAAGGAUUUAUUCCCGCGCGCACGGCACUAUGGGAAUGUCAUGUUUGUUUGCCGUGCAUCAGGCAUACAAGGAUAGAGAAAAGGCAGAAAAGACAGCAUCAAAAAUGGAACAUAUUCUGAGUAUGAGAGAUGAAAGAGAUAGAGCAAAAGAGAGAAUUAAGUUGUAUCAUGAUGAGAAAAGGUCAAACGCUCUGAAGCAAAGAGAUUUAGAAAGGGCAAAGACUCUGGAACAUUUGGAAAAGCGUGAAAUGCAGCGAUUGAACUACCUUGACAAGAGGCAUGAGAUUAAGAACAAAUCUGCUGAUUUGAACAAGUCUUACAGACAAGAUUACACGUUCAUUACAGAAUUUAGUAACCAACAUACGUCCGUGUCUAAUGCUCUUAUGCGUCAUGACAGACAGGCAAAGUUUGAAGAUCACAUACAAGGAAAGACAGACUUGGUUGCAAAUAUGAGUGCGGCUGAACAGGAACAGAAAGAGGUUGUUAAGAAGUACCUAGAACAUCGUCAACUUAUGCGACAAACAGAGUCUGCCAUGGCGCGGGCUACUCUUGACACAAGAAUGCUGACGGAGGUGAAUGAUCGCAUGCUAGAAGCACGCACAAGAGUUGCACAACAAAAAGCACGAAGGGACACAGUUCAAGCAUUCUAUCCACUGCCAGUGAUGACCCCUGUCCCAACCGCUAGCUCAGCCCCUGCUAACGUGGUACCAGGUUUACCUAGGUGGGAUACAAACAUUCUUAUGACUUAUGCUCGAGGAAGCAAACAUCAAACUAUGGUGCAGUGAAUAUUUUUUUGGUCAAUUUUGAUUGGUUAAUUACAUGCUUUGUUGAUGAAUAUGGUUUUUCACCUUUUUUUAAUAAAAAUAUCAAGGGAAUAGAGUUCAUAUCACCAUUCUGUUUCCAAAUGUGAUAGUGAAUGUUUUGUGAGAGUAUACUUGUAAACUAUGCAGCAUCUUUAUGCAGAAAAAUGGUCAAGACUUAGUACAUGUAUUUUGUAACUAUUGUAUCCUUUGUAACUAAAUUCUGAUCAAUGCACUGUUCAUUCAGUUGAUUUAACAUCAUGUGUUUCUCAAUAUUGUAUUUUUUUUCAUUAUCUGAUAUUAAAUUCCUUUAAAUUUGAAAUUUUACCACCGAUCUAUCUAAAAUCAUCUUACUACUCUGAGAGUUAUCAUAUUAAUCCUUUAUUUAGUAAAACCUGUAUUUAGUACUAUUGCAAAUAACCAUUCAAGGAAAGGAACUUUAUUAGUUAAUUCUACCAUUCCAAUCCUUUAUUUUAUAUGUUUGUAACAAAUGCUGUAUUGUUGUUUUUCUGCAUAAUAAAUAUGUUUAAACUAAGUGAUAGUUACAUGUAUGUCACCAAAUUCAUGAUUGCUGUAUAUUUGGUUGUGUGGUUUCUCAUUUUAAAAUAUUUCUUUUAUUUUAUUUACAAUUAUGCUCAAUUGAAACAUUCAUUUAGUACUUCGAUCAUUUUCCCAUACAUUUUUGUUAUGGGAGACAUAUAAUUGUUCAUGUAUAUUUUUUGUUGAUUUUCUAUAUGUAUAUGUUUGAUAUUUUCUGUGAUAGUUUAUUUUACACCUGUAUAUUUUUUCAGUAUUUACAUUCAUAGUUUCAAUUUCCAGUCAUUAGAUUAGGAUUUUUUUUUCGAGUCUGUUAAUGUUGUAGUCUUGUGGUCUUCAACACCAGAAUGCUUGGAAAAUAAUUAAAAAUAUGUUAAAAAUAUUAAAUAUAUGGUAAACUUUGGUGAAGGAUCGAAAUUUAGCGUUGGCAUCAGGAUGCAGAGCUGAAGUUAAAAUAUAUAAUAAACAGAUCAUAUCUAGUAUUAGGGCAAAAAGUGAUUGUAUACUUCUAUCAUUUACUUUUAUUGAAGAUGCAUUUUUUUAUUAUUUUUCUGUAUACAGUAUUGUUUAUAAAAUUGAGGUUAUACGUAUAUAAUUAUGCAAUGAAACAGGUUAACAUUUCUUUUGUUUUUUAUGCAUGAUUCAUAUACUUUAUAUCCAUCUGAGCCUUCUUCAUAAAGAUUUCAAUCACAAUUAAGAUGUAAUAAAUUUGUAAAACAUGUACAUCAAAGUAUUUUCAGCUGAGAAAAAAAGUCAAAUAAAAUGAAUUAU
Molecule: messenger RNA, 3944 nt
Organism: Mya arenaria
Lineage: Eukaryota; Metazoa; Mollusca; Bivalvia; Myida; Myidae
Exons: 8
Coding region: 264-2621 (785 amino acids)
Molecular function (GO): protein binding
Source: RefSeq, a predicted model, not a curated record